CUCCAAAAACAUGUUCAAAAUCAAAACCCACGUUAUCUGAUGUCAACAGAGGCUGCAUCAAACACCCUGAGAAGUUUCACCGUACUUGUCAUCACUCAUCAGACCCUUCAAUUCUCUCUCUUCUGCCAAUGACGCAGAAACCACCGCAACUCCCAAUCCCGAAGUCAAAACCCAUCAAUGAAGAAUAAUAAAUCACCUUUCUCCGUCACUCUCUUCGCCCUCUUCCUCCUCUCUUCGCUGCCCCUAUCCCGCGCCCUCGGUUCCGCCGCCACCCUCGCCGUCACCGCCGCCCCCGCCGCCGUCUGUGGCGUGGUGGCGUCCGAGCCGACGCGGCGCAUUGCGUGCUAUCUCUCCGGCCGCGUCGUCGCCGUCGCCCCCAAUGUCUCGUUCUCGGCGAUCUCCGGCGGCCGGAGCUACUUCUGCGGCCUCCGGUCCGGAAACUACAGCCUCCUCUGCUGGGACGCCCUUGCUGGCUUCCAAAGCAAGAGGCUUUACAACAAUGACACUGUUCUAUUCGAGAAUCUCGCCGUCGGAGACUCCCAGGUUUGCGCCACCGUGGUCGGCGCCGGCACGGCGUCGUGUUGGAGGACGAACGCCGCGUUCGAAUUGCCUUCUGGGUCGGACCGAUUUUCCUCUAUUUCAUCUGGGUCGGGCUUUUCCUGCGGAAUUUUGAAGGGUAGUGAUCGGGUUCGGUGUUGGGGGGUUGGGUCUGUGGCGAGGAAAAUGGAGGGUGAGUUUGGGAACGUGUCUAUGGUGAGUCUUGUAGCUGGGGAAUCGCAUGUUUGUGGGUUGAAUUCAAGUGGGUAUUUGGUUUGCAGAGGAAGUAACGAUUUUGGUCAAAUUGAUGUUCCUGAAGGAGGGGCUUUGGAGUUUUCUGGUUUGGCUCUUGGAGCGGAGCAUAGUUGUGCUAUUCGGAGAUCCAAUGGUUCUGUGAUUUGUUGGGGUGGGAGAGGUUUGUUUUCGGUCAAUGUUACGGAAGGUGUUUCUUUUGAGGUUAUUGUUUCUGGUUUUAAUUUUACUUGUGGAUUGACAACUAACAAUUUUUCAGUCAUUUGUUGGGGUCCUGGUUGGGCUAAUGGUUCAGCUUUUGAGGUUCCCUUGCCUCCUAUUCUUCCAGGGCCUUGUGUUCAAUCCUCUUGUAGUGAGUGUGGGAUAUACCCUCAAUCUGAGACUCUGUGUUCUGGCUUUGGUAACAUUUGUAAGCCAAAACCUUGUUGGCCACAAAUGGGGGGGCUGGCGCCACCGCAAAUGGCACCGCCGCCUGCGGUGGCGGCGCCACCGACUUCUAAGUCGAAUACCUUGACAAAGGGGUUAUUGGCAUUUGUCAUUGUUGGAUCUGUGGGAGGUGUUGCUGGGAUAUGCACUGUGAUUUAUUGCUUGUGGACUGGUGUUUGUUUAGGGAAGAAGAAAAUUCACAAUUCUGUGCAGCCAAGAAUCACUAGAGGUGGUAGUAUAAAUGGUGGUGGUGGUUCUAAUAAUAGCAAUAGUCCUCCUUCGAGAUCAUCCACCAUUAGGCGUCAAGGGUCGCGGAUAAUGAGGCGCCAACGGAGUGGAACCUCGUCCACAAAGCAUGCUGAUAGAGCUGAGGAGUUCACCCUGGCUGAGCUUGUUGCAGCCACUGAUAAUUUCUCCCUUGAAAACAAGAUUGGUGCUGGAAGCUAUGGUGUUGUUUAUAGAGGCAAACUCGUGGAUGGUCGCGAGGUGGCGAUCAAAAGGGGUGAAACCGGCACCAAGAUGAAGAAGUUUCAAGAGAAAGAGAGUGCAUUUGAGUCAGAAUUGGCCUUCUUGUCCAGGCUACAUCACAAGCACUUGGUCAGGCUGGUGGGGUUCUGUGAGGAGAAAGAUGAGAGGCUCUUGGUGUAUGAGUACAUGAAGAAUGGUGCCUUGUAUGAUCAUUUGCAUGACAAGAAGAAUGUGGACAAGAGUAGCAGUGUCUUGAACUCAUGGAGAAUGAGGAUCAAAAUUGCGCUGGAUGCUUCGCGAGGAAUUGAGUAUCUCCACAACUAUGCAGUUCCAUCCAUAAUUCACAGAGAUAUCAAAUCUUCCAACAUUCUAAUUGACGCGACAUGGACGGCAAGAGUGUCCGAUUUUGGAUUGUCAAUGAUGAGUCCAGAAUCUGACCAUGAUUACCGGCCAGUGAAGGCAGCAGGAACAGUUGGAUACAUUGAUCCUGAAUAUUAUGGCCUAAAUGUGUUGACAGCAAAGAGUGAUGUCUAUGGACUUGGAGUAGUACUACUAGAAUUGUUAACAGGAAAGAGGGCUAUAUUCAAGGGUGAUGAAAGUGGAGGCACACCAGUAAGUGUGGUAGACUUUGCAGUGCCAGUGAUCAUGGCAGGAGAAUUGGCAAAGAUUUUGGAUCCAAGGGUUGCAGCACCAGAGUUGAAUGAAACAGAAGCAGUGGAGCUAGUGGCAUAUACUGCCAUGCAUUGUGUGAAUUUGGAAGGUAAGGACAGACCAACGAUGGCUGAUAUAGUGGCAAAUUUGGAGCGUGCUUUGGCUCUUUGUGAUAGCAGUCAUGGCAGCAUUUCCAGUGGUACAAUUUCCAUUGUAUCUGACUGACAUUUUUCAAACCCUGGUAAAGGGAAACAAAAUAGAAAAUGUUCCCUGAUUCUUAUUUUUGAUUCUUUCUGAUAAAUUAUUAUAUGGGUAUAGUUUACUCUUGGGGUUUGUAAAGACUAGUUAUGUCACCUAACACCAAGCUGAAGUGUAGAAUUUUGUUAAACACUAACAGCUAGUAGCAAAAUUGAUCAGUUAUAAAUUUUCUUUUGCAAUAUUUUUCUUUAUCGUACGAGGUUGCUGAUUAAAACUUAAAAGUAUCAUUUGUGUCUAUGCAUGUGACUGGGUGUGCGAGUACGCUCCAAAUUUUUGUAACCUCUUCUUGUCCUUUAUGCUACGCGUUAAAGCAACGUACUUGAUGUAACCUAUGUGUUAAGGUUUGUGCUAUGCGUUUAAGGCAUUGCAU
This is a messenger RNA of Cajanus cajan (pigeon pea), 2962 nucleotides long. RefSeq names its product CRINKLY4 related 3 (gene CCR3). NCBI's taxonomy places the organism in Eukaryota, Viridiplantae, Streptophyta, Magnoliopsida, Fabales, Fabaceae. Gene Ontology annotation, biological process: protein phosphorylation. Gene Ontology annotation, molecular function: ATP binding; protein kinase activity. The record is from RefSeq and is a predicted model, not a curated record.